CACGUAAGCGCGCAUGUGCACAACGAAAGGUGAAGCAGAUAGACGGCAUUCGAGCUAAAGUUAGGUCAAGGAUAAACACCGAUAAGACCUAUUGAUCUUUUCAACGUAUUUUAUUGAUUCGUGUUUGCAAGAAGGGGAUAUUCUUCAACGAAUUUAAUUAAGUUUUGCAAGUGAAUAACAGAAGAGGGAGAGGCCCAACAGGAUGGCCAGUGUGCUCUGUAGCAGAGCCAGGCUGGUGACUUACCUGCCAGGGCUUCAUGUACUGGUCCGACGGAUUGCUGGAACCAACCAGAGAACAUUCUCUGGUGCUGGAUCAUCUGGCUCUGAUGAGCCUCGUGUAGCCAUCACACCCCCUGACCUUGGACCCAGGACAGUUUGGCCAGAUGAUAGUAUGGGUCCGUUCGGGCCUCAGGACCAGCGCUUCCAACUGCCAGGUAACUCAGGCUUUGACUGCCACCUGGAAGGCACAGCAGAACAGAAGAUUAAUGGCCCAGUUCACCGGACAGUCCCCGACUUGCUGACUGCUCCCUCCAGCGGCGAGAGGCAUGAGUUCAUUCUUGCCCAAUUUGUCGGCGAGUUCCAAGGGAAAGAGGCUGAUCCCCUGGAACAAAUGGUCAACAGAGCAGAACAGUACUUUGAUAACUCCAAUGUAGAGUGUGCGAUACAGUCUUGCCCUGAGCUGCUGAAGAAAGAUUUUGAGUCAAUGUUCCCUGAGGCCCCUAACAACGGCAUGACGGUUGUCACGGUGACCCAGAAAACUCAGAACGACAUGACAGCGUGGUGUGAGGAGGUGGACAAAGAGAGGGAGUUGAUGCUAGACAAAUUUGUUGCCGGUGCCAAGGAAAUCUGUUAUGCCCUGAGGACAGAAGGCUUCUGGGCUGACUUCAUAGACCCAUCCUCAGGCCUGGCAUUCUUUGGGUCGUACACCAACAACACACUGUUUGAGACCGACGAGAGGUACCGUAACCUGGGCUUCAGCAUCGAGGACUUGGGCUGCUGCAAAGUCAUCCGCCAUGCAUUGUGGGGGACGCAUGUUUUCGUGGGGACAGUUUUCACCAGCGCACCUCCCCAUAGUCUUAUCAUGAAGAAGCUGCAAGGGAACUAAACCUGAAUGAUGGGAGAGUGUCUGGUAUGUGGUUGCUAUUAAACUUUGACGUGUCAAGGCUCUUGACACAGCCCUUAACUACUAUUUGCUUUUUCUUUGUACUUCACAUUUGUAUAGAAACCUUCAAAAUAGUAUGCUACACCGAUAUUGUGAAAUACCCACAACCAUGAUUCCCGACAGUUGUACCAUGAUAAUAUAUUUAUUUUCAACAUCUCUAUCUGUUCCUUUAGUGUAUUGUGGUUGGCCUGAUUUAAAAGGGUCUCUCUUGCAAAAUAGAUUUUAUCUCAAUGAGAUUUAGCUGUAUAAAUAAAAGUUAAAUUGAAUGUAAAAUAGAAGGUGGAUGAAAAAUCCACUCACAUUGUCUUUGGGUAUUUUUUUUCUUUUCAUGAUGUGGUAAGUGACACUGCUUCUUCAAAGUCCAAUAUCUUGGACUUGACUGCUGACAUAUAAAAUAUAUUGUGACUGUAUUAACAAUGGACAAAAAAUAUAUAUAGUUUGAGUGGAUUUCCCCAUUAAGGGUGGAUUGACUCUGCCCAGAUGAGAUUUUCAUAGUAGAAUCAAUCCUGCAGCUAGAUAAGAAAAACAUGGGGACCUGCUGCUGCCCUUGACUUGGGUUGAGAAACCCCCAUUUUUAUCAAAAGGUAAGAAUUUAGCUUUUCUGAUGUCAUGAGGUUAAUCUCAAAAGCUCUUAUUUGAUCCGCGUUGCCUUCAGAAUAGAGACCUCAUGUCUUGUUCACAGGUCCUGAGAUCCAGUUAACCCUUGAAUCCUUGAAUAUUGUACUUGUGACUGUAAUAAAUGCACUUGUCUAGAAGAGAGGGGCAGCACUUGUCUCUGUCACAUUACAAUAUUAACUGUUUUUAAAAGGGUCUGUGAUUCUUGUGGCAGCUUUUGUCCUGAGGUCCACACAUUAAAUGCAAUAAAACACA
Oncorhynchus gorbuscha (pink salmon) is the source of this 2032-nucleotide messenger RNA. Its product is annotated as cobalamin trafficking protein CblD-like. Gene Ontology annotation, cellular component: mitochondrion. Lineage: Eukaryota; Metazoa; Chordata; Actinopteri; Salmoniformes; Salmonidae. Bases 203 to 1105 code for a protein of 300 amino acids. The record is from RefSeq and is a predicted model, not a curated record. The transcript is spliced from 8 exons. Gene Ontology annotation, biological process: cobalamin metabolic process.